Molecule: messenger RNA, 3159 nt
Organism: Rotaria socialis
Lineage: Eukaryota; Metazoa; Rotifera; Eurotatoria; Philodinida; Philodinidae
Source: the annotation of a GenBank genome assembly
AUGACAACAACUGUUGAUAAUGAUUCUAAAGAUUCAUCAACUAUUGUACAAUUCGAUCGUGACUGGAAAUUUAAUGUAUUAAAUUCAUCAUCAAAUGACGAAAUUAUUUCAAUAAACUAUGAUGAUUCACAAUGGAAAACAAUUGAUUUGCCACAUAUAGAACCUGUAGAUAAAUUAGCCAUAUGUUGGUAUCGAAAAAAAUUUGAAUGGAGAAACAAACCAGAUUAUCAUCAGUAUACGUACUUGAAUUUUUAUUCAAAUGAAGAUGAAUAUCAGCCACCGAUAUCUCUUGCGGCAGUGUGGUUAAAUGAAACGAAGAUUUAUUCAGGUGUUCUCACAAAAUCUAUUCAAUUAACAAAAUUUCUUCGCAUAAAUACAGAUAAUAUUUUUGUUAUUCGCUUAUCGAUCUGUCAUACACUUUCAUUACAUAGUCGAAUACUCAUGCCACCUGUUUGUGCGGGUCAAAUUAAUUAUGAUCCUAUUAAUGAAAAUGCAACAAAAAAACGACUUAAAAAACUAGAUUAUACAGCUAGUUUUGAUGAUUACGGUGGACUUAUUGAUAUUUUUAUUGAUUCAUCAAAUAAAAUGAAACCAGUUGUAGAACUUGAGAAAUCUGAUCCCGAUGAAGAUACAAAACAAGAACCUAUUAUUGGUAAUCAACAACCUGAAACUGAAAAGAAAUUUGGAACUGCCACCGUACCUCGUGUUGCUAUUUUAAUACUUAUCGUUGGUACACGUGGUGAUGUUCAACCAUUUAUUGCUCUUGGAAAAGCUCUUCUUGCAUGUGGUCAUCGUGUUCGAAUUGCAACACAUGAACUGGUGAUCCAGCUGAUCUUAUGUCGUUUAUGGUUAAAAAUGCUGGUAUUGNCCGUACCUCGUGUUGCUAUUUUAAUACUUAUCGUUGGUACACGUGGUGAUGUUCAACCAUUUAUUGCUCUUGGAAAAGCUCUUCUUGCAUGUGGUCAUCGUGUUCGAAUUGCAACACAUGAAGUUUUCAGAAAAUUUGUUCGAGAAAAUGGUAUUGAAUUUUAUCCAUUAGCUGGUGAUCCAGCUGAUCUUAUGUCGUUUAUGGUUAAAAAUGCUGGUAUUGUGCCAUCAAUAAGUAGUAUUGUUGCAGGUGAUAUUACUAAACAUCGUCGUAUUAUUGCUGAUAUACUUGCAUCGACAUGGAAAGCAUGUGUAGAAGAUGACGAUGAAACAGAUGUAUCAUUCGUUGCCGAAGCUAUCAUUGCCAAUCCACCAUCAUUCGGUCAUAUACAUUGUGCACAAAAAUUACAAAUACCUUUACAUAUGGUAUUUACGAUGCCAUGGUCACCAACUGUUCAGUUUCCUCAUCCUCUGUGUAAAAUAGAUUACAAUCGAGCAUCCAUUGAAAGAAUCAAUAUAUUAUCGUAUCAUUUAGUUGAAAUAUUUACAUGGUCUAGUAUGCAUAAUAUCAUCAAUGAAUUUCGUAAGAAUGUUCUUGGCUUAGCACCGUUGCAUAUGCGUCAAGCUGUUCGUUUGAUGAUUGAUGAACGUGUACCACAUACAUAUUGUUGGUCACCUUCACUUGUUCCUAAACCAGCUGAUUGGCCUUCACACAUUGAUAUAUCUGGAUUUUUCUUUCUUGAUCUUGCAACGAAUUUCACUCCACCUGAAGAUCUCGUUCGAUUUCUUGAAUCAGGCGAUCCACCAAUUUAUAUUGGUUUCGGUUCGAUUACUGGUCACGAUUCUCAACGAAUCUUACAUGUUGUACUUGAGGCUUUGAAAAUCAGUGGAUAUCGAGCUAUAUUAUCUGGAUUGGUUAAAGACACUGAUGAAUUACCUGAGAAUAUUUAUGGUAUUGGCAACUGUCCUCAUGAUUGGCUUUUCCAACAUGUAUCAGCUGUGUGUCAUCAUGGCGGUGCAGGUACAACUGCAGCUGGUCUUCGUGCUGGAAAACCUACUAUUGUUGUACCAUUUUUUGGUGAUCAAUUCUUUUGGGGAGCAAUGAUUAAUAAAAGUGGUGCUGGCCCGGCACCAAUACCGGGCAAACGAUUUAAUGUUAAUGACUUAAUAGAUGCAUUUAAAUUUGUACAUGAACCCGAUACACGUGAAGCUGCUCUUAAAUUAAGCAUUGCAUUUGAAAAUGAAAAUGGUUGCGAAGCUGCUGUUCAAUCAUUUCAUGCGAAUUUACCAUUGAAUAGAAUGCAUAGUGAUCUUGAACCAUCAUUUGCCGCAUGCUUUCGAUUAGAUAAAUAUGAUUUGAAAAUUUCACGCCCAGUUGCACAAGUACUUAUGACUGCUGAAGUUAUCGAUGAAUGUGAAUUAACCAUGUUAUCUACUCGUGAUUGGAGUGCAUCAAUGUAUGACGAUCGACCACAUAUACCAGCACAUGGUUUUAUAAAACAUGGACGUAAAGCUUUACAAAGUUUAUUUAUUGAUACAGCACAAGGUUUGAAACAAGCAGUCAGGUCACCUAGUGUAACAACAGGUACUCUUGAUGGCACAGAAAGUAUUAUUAGAGGUGUUGGGAAAAGUAUUGGACAUGUAUAUAUCGGGUGUUUAUCAUUUUAUGGUGAAAUAACAGAUGCACUUGAACAGUUACCACAAUUAUACGAUCCGUAUGCAGAUUCAGAUAAACGUAAACGACCACACGUAAAAGAUUUUAGUACUGGCUUAAGAGCUGCUGAACAUUCUAUAUGGCAUGGAUUUAAAGAUGGUGUUAAAGGUCUUGUAGACAAACCUCGAACAGGCUAUGAUAGACACGGUGUUUUAGGUGGAGCAGCUGGUGCAGCUAUUGCUUUACCCAAUGCUGUUAUUAAACCUGCUGUUGGUACACUUGCUUCAAUAACUUGGUUGGGUCGAGGUAUUUAUGCUCACAGUAAACAGCUAAGAAAAAAUAAACAUUCAAGUGAUCAUUUAUUAAUAUCAAGUUCAACUGGAGUUCGACGACGUUCAUCUGGAUCAACAACAUUGAGUGAAGAUACAUCACCAGCAGGUAUGGCAUCAUUUGAAUCAGGUUUAAGAAUUGAAAUAUGCCAAAAAAUAUUAAGUGACUUUGAACAAAUUAAAAGUAAACAUAACUCUAAAGCAUUCUUAUUGGUAAAUAAUAAUGAACAUUCCAAAGAAACAAACGCGCACACCAAAAUAAAUAGAUUAUUUCAUCGUCAACGCAGUCAUUCAGCAACCUCUCAUUAA